GCCGGGCCGGGACGCCAGCGCCAGCAGCAUGCCUGUGCGGGUGGAUAUAGUGCCGCCGCCGCCGAACAACUCCAAACAGCUCGGCGUCACCAAAUCGCUCCUCUACAAUGGUUCCAAGUUUCGCGGCUCCCAGAAAUCGAAGGGCAACGCGUACGAGGUGGAAGUGGUGCUGCAGCACGUUGACGAAGCAAACUCUUAUCUGUGCGGAUAUCUCAAAAUCACCGGACUGACGUUCGAGUUUCCCACCCUGACGACCUUCUUCGAUGGUGAAAUUAUCUCGAAAAAGUAUCCCUUCCUGACGCGCAAAUGGGACGCGGACGAGGAUGUAGAUAGAAAGCAUUUUGGAAAAUUUGCUGCCUUCAGCGAGUACCAGAAGACGUUCAACUCGGACGACUUCGACUACGACGCGCUAGCGAAGAGUGACUACGUGUUUAUGCGCUGGAAGGAACACUUUCUGGUACCUGAUCACAAGAUAAAGAACAUCAACGGUGCGUCGUUCGCCGGGUUCUACUACAUCUGCUUCCAGAAAUCGCAAGCCGUUAUGGAGGGCUACUACUAUCAUCGCUCCUCCGAAUGGUACCAGUCGCUAACGCUGCAGCACGUGGCCGAAUCCUGUAUUCAAAUUUACGAGUUUAGAUAAUUUCCCGUCGUCCCCCUGCAGCCGAACGGGAGGAUGAGAGUGCUGGUGUGGUGAUGGUGGUGGUGGUUGACAAUGCAGCAUGGUCGUCGCCAGUUGCCGGUGGGUGCGGGUGGGGUAAAGGGAAACCCCACAAGCCGGGGGUUUUCUUACCAGUAAGUGACGCUAACCACACACACACACUCGUACACGUUGCUAGAUUUUGAGUGUUUUUUUCUUUUUUUUUCUUCUUACGUUUUAAGCCACAGUAUGGCAAUUGCGACGGAAUGCGUCCAAAACAUAGCUAUUAGCAUCUAAAACACGCAACAAAUUACCGACAACGAAAUGCCGGACGUCGUGCUGGCCGGAAGGAUUAGCCUAUUAGCGAGACGGAACAGAGGGAGGGGAGGGGGGAGGGGGAGAAAGUUAGUGAGAAAACGGAUGGUUCAAUUAAAAUUAGCACAACGAACAAUAACAGCCAACACAUUUUUGACCACCCACACACACGAAAAAUCAAAACAAAAAUCGUAACGCAAGAUAACAAAACGUAACGAAGGCGGCAAAAGGAAAAAAAGGAUAGGACUGUUUAUUUUUCAAUUAUAUAAUUAUUUGAAUUUUAAAAGAAUUUCCGCUCAUUGCUAACUUUAUGUACGUUAGUUAUGUAUAACAAAUAUCCUUUUUUUUUAAAGAAGAAGCUAUUACUAAAUUAUAUCUACUGGGCAUACCGGUAAGUGUGGUUGCCUGUUCUGUG
Anopheles arabiensis is the source of this 1367-nucleotide messenger RNA. RefSeq names its product glucose-induced degradation protein 4 homolog. Gene Ontology annotation, biological process: proteasome-mediated ubiquitin-dependent protein catabolic process; negative regulation of gluconeogenesis; protein targeting to vacuole. Lineage: Eukaryota; Metazoa; Arthropoda; Insecta; Diptera; Culicidae. The coding region runs from base 29 to 640 and encodes 203 amino acids. Gene Ontology annotation, cellular component: extrinsic component of membrane; GID complex. The transcript has 5 exons. The record is from RefSeq and is a predicted model, not a curated record.